ACGGUCCCCGAGACGGCCGUUCGUCUGCAACCGUCGUGGGGCUGUGAACGAAAGCGACUGAGGGUAUCUGGGGACGGAAGGUGUCUGGCACGCGAAUAGGCGUCGCCAUGGCUACGAAGGUGGAUGAAGUGGCGGCACGGUGGGAACAGCAGCAGCGGGAGAUAGCGGCCAUGUUGGACCAGCUGAAGCCGCCGGACGACUGGAAGCUGCUGCCGGCUGACCCCAACUACAAGUACCCACUGGUGCGCUACUACCGCUACCGUGGCACCGUGCUCAGCAACUUCCCCCUGCUCUGGGGCUUCCUGGAAAGCUGGAAACGUUUCCAGGCGCGUCCCAAGGACGUCAUCGUAGCCAGCUUUCCCAAGUCGGGCACCACCUGGCUACAGGAGUUGGUUUGGCGGGUCGUGCACGGCGAGACAAGCGUUAACAGCGGCGGCGGCGCCACACUCGAGUAUCGCUUCCCCCUUCUGGACGAACCCUAUGCAGACAUCAUGAAGAUGACACCCAUCCACGACAUGGAGGAUCCGCGCCUCAUCAAGACGCACCUGCCUUACGACCUGCUGCCCCCCAGCGUGCACACCGGCAACGCCAAGGUGCUGUACGUCUCGCGUGACCCCCGCGACGUCUGCGUCUCCUACUACCACUUCUUCCGCAUGAUUAACUACGCGGAGUACCGCGGUACCUUCCAGGAGUUCCGCGACAGCUUCGUGCGUGGUGAGGUGAUGUACGCGCCUUACCGUGAGCACGUGCAGGGCUACCUGCGUCACGCCGACACCGUGCUGUGCGUGACGUACGAGCAGCUGCACGCUGACCGCGCGGCCGUCGUCCGUCGAGUGGCCGCCUUCCUGGAGCGGCCCGUGACCGACGCCGAGGCCGAGAGUAUCGCGCGUCACACCAGCUUCGAAGCCAUGAAGGAGAACCCCGGCACCAACUACCGCCACUGGGAGAAGACCGGCAUGGUAAACGUGGGCUCGGAGGUCACCUUCAUGCGCAAGGGCCAGGUGGGCGACUGGAAGAACUACUUCACUGAGGAGGAGGGUGCCGCUUUCCUGAAGUGGGCGAAACAGCCGGUCUGAGGCUGCUCAGUAGGAUGUUCCAGAACAAAGCUUUUUGGAAACUUUUGGGUGCUCAUGACUGGGGUGGCUCUUCGGCUCAAGGUGAGCUCAGAACUGUUUCAUUUCUAUAUAAUAUUGACGCGUGCGUAGGCGGUACACAAAGAGUAGCAAGUUUGGUAGUGUUAAGUUAUUUUCGGCCUGUUGUAGCAAACAAAACGUUAUUAAAAUGGACAGUGGCAUCGUCUUGGUUGCUUGAAAUGAGGUUGUUAGCGCACUCUUAGCAUGCUGAUUCUAUGAUUUGGAACAAAAUAUCGAAGUGGUGUCUUCACAGAAGGGGAUAACUUUUUUAGAGGCAGCAUGAAUGUCAAACUAAUUCCUGCAAAUG
Messenger RNA from Pollicipes pollicipes, 1440 nucleotides. RefSeq names its product sulfotransferase family cytosolic 1B member 1-like. Gene Ontology annotation, molecular function: sulfotransferase activity. NCBI's taxonomy places the organism in Eukaryota, Metazoa, Arthropoda, Thecostraca, Pollicipedomorpha, Pollicipedidae. The coding region runs from base 108 to 1076 and encodes 322 amino acids. The transcript has a single exon. The record is from RefSeq and is a predicted model, not a curated record.